This is a messenger RNA of Linum trigynum, 918 nucleotides long. NCBI's taxonomy places the organism in Eukaryota, Viridiplantae, Streptophyta, Magnoliopsida, Malpighiales, Linaceae. The record is from the annotation of a GenBank genome assembly.
AUGGACACGAGGAAGAGAAGGCCUGACGGGGCAGCAAACAGCUUCAAUGGCGGAUUCAAGAAAUCUAGACAAGAAAUGGACUCGUUAUCAACUGGUGUAGGAAGCAAAUCGAAGCCAUGCACCAAGUUUUUCAGUACUGCUGGCUGUCCAUUCGGCGAGGGUUGCCACUUCCUGCACUAUGUACCGGGUGGGUACAAUGCAGUGGCCCAACACAUGAACAAAUCCAGCACACCCAUGCCAAAGAACAACAUGCCCCCACCUCAACCAGUCUCCAAUGGCUCUAAUAAUGCACCCUCAAUCAAAAACCGGAUGUGCAACAAGUACAACACCGCUGAAGGAUGCAAGUAUGGCGACAAGUGCCAUUUUGCACAUGGUGAGUGGGAGCUUGGGAGGCCAAUUGCUCCGUCUCACGAUGACCAUCACCGUAUGUCUGGCCCACCUCCUCCUGGUCCCCGAAUAAUGAACCGGAUGGAGCCGCCCCCACCAGGCCCACUAGUGGGCUUUGGCGAUACAGCUACUGCAAAGAUCAGCGUCAAUGCGUCACUUGCGGGGGCUAUAAUUGGAAAAGGAGGCGUGAACUCGAAGCAGAUAAGCAGGCAGACAGGAGCCAAGCUGUCGAUCAGGGAGCAUGAGACGGAUGCUAAUCUUAGGAACAUCGAGUUGGAGGGGACGUUUGACCAGAUUGGUCAAGCCAGCGCGAUGGUGAAAGAGCUGAUUGCAAAUGUAGGUCCAGCUGGUGGCUAUGGCCAUGGCCACAGCUAUAGCAAGCCAUCGGGUGGGUUCUCGGGGGAGAAGCAUCAUCCAGGAAGCAACUAUAAGACAAAGAUAUGCGACAAUUUUAACAAAGGGGCUUGUAGCUUCGGUCAGAGGUGUAAUUUUGCUCACGGGGCAGCUGAACUGCGCAAGACAGGGGUAUGA